Molecule: messenger RNA, 5096 nt
Organism: Schizosaccharomyces octosporus yFS286
Lineage: Eukaryota; Fungi; Ascomycota; Schizosaccharomycetes; Schizosaccharomycetales; Schizosaccharomycetaceae
Product: ubiquitin-protein ligase E3
Exons: 2
Coding region: 148-4908 (1586 amino acids)
Biological process (GO): ribosome-associated ubiquitin-dependent protein catabolic process; rescue of stalled cytosolic ribosome
Cellular component (GO): cytosol; RQC complex
Molecular function (GO): ribosomal large subunit binding; zinc ion binding; ubiquitin protein ligase activity
Source: RefSeq, a predicted model, not a curated record
GUCUUAGGAAGUGUCAGAAGUAAAAGAAUUAAGAAAAAACAACACUUUUCCUAGCGGACAGUGAGAGAAAAUUAAAAGGUUCAUUGCAUAGACAUUGUUAAAAUUAUAAAGAAAUUUGGGUUUCUUCAAGGACAAACUUCGUCGCCGAUGCAAUCUCUCUCCGGAUCCUUUUCAUCUCUACAGAUGGAUACUGGGAUGAAUACUUCCAUGGUUAGCACAAUCUUUGAACCUCCAGACUUGACUACCAUUGAUGCAGAUUGUUUAGUUGUUAUCAAAAGUCUGCAAAAAAGAGAUAUUACUACCAAAUGUCGUGCUUUGCAAGAUUUAAUUCAAUGGAAAAAAUGUGAUCAAUUUGAAAAUGAACAAUUUUUGGAUGCUUGGGCUGUUUUCUUCCCUCGCUUGGCGAUUGAGACAGAUCGACGAGUUCGUCAAUACGCUUUUACAUUCACGGGUCUUUUGUCUUCGUCUCUGCAAAAAAGACUUGCCCCAUGGCUUAAAUCCUAUAUCACACCCUGGUUGAUGGGCUUCUUUGAUUUUGAUAAAUCAGUUUCCUCAGCUGCCCGCGAUUCACUCAGAAAGCUACUGCCAGAGGAUAAGUGGUCUCAUGUUUGGAUCAAAUUCGGAAAUGUUUUGGUUGAUAAUAUUGUUGAUAUCCUUAUGUAUGAGACUAUUGAUUCGAUAUCUGAUUUACGAUUUAUUUCCAACGAAGAUGCUGAAGCCAAAUAUGAGCGCACUUUUGCCUGUUGCUUUUCUACUCUUUCUUUUCUAUUGAAUCAAAGUUCUACAAACAAUAUAGAGGAAGACUCAAAAAUACAAAGCUUUCAUAAGCAUUACUUUGAGGCGGUUUCCGUGUUGCUUGAAUCUAAGCAACUAUGGGAGCUCCUUUCCUCUUCUCAUGGAACCAUCAAGCUAAGAUUAUUCCAAUAUUUACAGACUCUUAUACAUUUUGAUAAGGACUUCUUCUUCCCUUUCAAAGAUAAAUUCACAAACCUCGUUCCCCGUAUGCUAUCCCGAUGUGAAAGUAUUUCGUGUGUUUCUUUGGUGGGAAUGCUUUCUUCCCUAUUAGCCAUAUAUCCUUCUUCGUCGACCACUUUGGCAAACCAUCCGAAACGUCCUAUGCGAAAAUGUUUACAAAAUCUCCUUCGUAAACGAGUAGCACUGCCAAAUUCCGGCUUUUAUCCAGCUUUCAUGAAUUUAAUGACUCAGUUUUCUACUGAAGAUCUCGUCCCUUCAACAGAUGAUCUGUCCGAGUUUUCUAAUGCAUUCUUGGAAGUUGCUCGACAAGAACAACGGGUUUUUGCGACCGAAGUAUAUAGCUGUUAUUUCGACUUCCUUUCAUUCGUAUAUAAUAAUUCUUCGGAUUCCCGUAUCAAAGAUACAGUAUUAGAAAGCCUCAAGUCAAUGUUUAUUUCUUAUUUUGAAGGAACCAUGACGCCACAGUGUCCCAUUCUUGAGUUUGAUAAAUGUUUACAGAACAUAUUUCGUAAAAAUGAUUCUUUUUCCAAUUUAUGGAACGAGGUAUUAUACAGUUUUUAUGAAACCCAUUUUGUUCCUGACUCUGCAUCAUUUGAAGUCUUUUCUAGAUCCGUUACUCUAGCCGUGCAAACCGCUUUGAGUUUCAAAAGUAAUGAUAGGCCUUACGACGUUGAAUACGAACGUAAAGUACGACCCUGCUUACAAUUUCUGAUGCGCUUGUCUGCCAACGAAAAUGAGCAAUUCGCUGGUCUUGCUGUUACGCAUCUUACCAAGCUUUGUCACGUAUUUGAAAAAACGAAGUUCACCAGGUUUGUUCAAGAAGACUUCAGCCAGUAUUUGCUGAAUUUUUUACCAUCUAUUAUUUUGACUCAAUCGUCGAAAUCGACAUACUUCAAUUUGCUUCAUGAGAUCGUUUACUUAUUUAGAGAAUCCGAAAACAUCGGUAACCUUUGGAUAUCCGUUGUUGAUCAGCUAAUGAUUGAACCAUUGAAUACCGAAAUUCUUACUUCUCUUCCUUCUAGUUUUGCAGAUUCUCGCUUGCGUGGUAAAAUUCCUUUGGUGCAUUCACUUGUUUCUUAUUAUGAUGAGACCGUGUCUGAUCUGAUUAAGCAGCAAGAUUACAGCUCAAGUCUUAUCAAACUUAUAAUUGAUGCGAAAGACGUUCUUAUCCCUGGAAAAUUAGUUGAAAAAUUUUUGAGUUUGACUUCAAACAAUUUUGAUGUGGAUAUGCCACAGAGCCACUUGGAAGAUUACUUAAGUCUCCUGUGCUGCGAAUUUCACAGCUUGGGCCAUAAUCUGACUGAUGUCUUUGCAGAAAAUGAAAGUCUUUACUUGUUAUAUCCUUUGCUACAAAUAGACACCAAGUUUUCUGCCGUCGAUGACAAUCUGCGUAAUAGUGUAAUGGAGUUAUUUAAUACGGAAUUUGGGAAGAAUAGUGGUUUCAUGGAUUCUCUUUGCGUUAUUGUUGCGGAUUGGAGUCAUAAAAGCAUUUUGGAAGGCAAACAGGACGCGCAGAAAUUGGCGGAAAUGAUAGUUAGACUGGAAAAGUCUCAUAAAGAUAAAAUUUCUUUGUCUUUGUUUUGGUAUUCUAAAGAAUUUUGGUUUUCUGUAUUGGUACCCACUGAACAAUUUUUUGCUAAAAACCAUUUUGUGGAUCAGGUACCUUGUCUCGGGUUCGCGGAACUGAAUGACAACACCCAAAUUAAUGAAGUUGUCGAUAGCCACACAUUUGCCCAACUUUUCUUUGCUUCACUUUACUCAUUAGUAUUCUGUGAACAUGAUGAAAUAAGCAUCAAUCUCUUCCCAUAUUUGUCCAUGUCCUAUGUUGCUUUCUCUAUCUAUGUUCAAAAUGGUAUUGAAAUUUUUCCUGAUGUAACUGUUGGGAGUGCUAACGACUUUUGCCAAAGAUGUGAGAAUUUGUUUAAGCGACUAUUCAGCAAGAUAGUUGUUGAUAAUUCAUUAUCCUUUUAUUCAAGCAUCCUUUUGCAACCUGAAAGCAACGUCGGAUUCGCUAUUCAUGAGUUGAUAAAGAUAGCCGUCUCCUCUUCUGAUUUGAUGAGUAUUUUUUCAGCUCAAGCUAUUAUGAACUUAUUGAAAUUAGCGUCUUCAAUGUUUCCUUUGAGCUUUGAUGAAUACGAUGCUUUGUGUAAUAACUUAGAUGGUUUCCUUUCAAAGUCAAAUAUCUUAGCUGUAGCCCUUCUCGAAGGGUUUAAACCUCAUGAGUUGGAUUCUGGUAUUGUCGAAAAAAUAAGAUUUAGAAGCGCUAGUCAGUUAUCUUAUAAGUUGGUAUCUAGCCCGUCUGUAACCAGUGCCUUAAUGAUGUUGAAUGCAGCUACGCCAUCUGGAGGCAACUCAAAACCUCUGCUUCCUAUAACUCGUUGUCCAUUACUGUUAACAAGCCUUACUGAAUGGGCAACUGGAGAUGUUGUAAAAUCUUUGGAUUUAUUGUCAUUAUCUCUAUUGUUAAGAUUUCUUCAUGGUUUUCUGUCAUCCGUCCAAAAGUUUACGGGUCCUUACUGGGAUCGGAUUUUUGAAUUAAUCAAAUUCACACUUAAGCUUUCUCCUGUUGAUAUUCCGAUAGUAAAGUCUAUGGAGUUUUACGCGCUACGCUUAUAUCAUGCACUUACGAAAAUAUCUGAGGGAAACGACGACAUUCAGGAUGGGCUACUCGAGCAUGAUGAUGAUAUACACUAUCUUGGAUUGAAGAGUUUCCUUUCAUACCAUGAAUCUAAUCUAAAGUCUUCAGUAACCGCUGGCUUAUGCAAUACCUAUCUUAUAAGAAUGUUAGGUAAAUGUUCAGAGAAGACUAUAGCAAAAAUUCCCUAUCAAGAGCUCUAUCCUAAUUUACUAGACUUUUCGGAUUUGCAAAACGAGGACAUGUGUAUGAAAUUAUUGUAUAGUAAAAUUACGAAUGAGGUUAAAGACUUGACGGUUUAUUAUUUGGUUGAAAGCACUUCUGAACCUGAUGUUUCUUUUGCUCCUGAAUUACUUUCUAUACUGAUUGAUUACACUGAAAAUCCUUUGAGUCUUAUAAGUGAACUUGAUAGUAUGGAAACUGCUCUACGAUCUUAUCUUUUAGCAUGGGAUCUUGUUUUUCACCAUUUUGAAGAAACGACGUAUCAAAUUAAGCUUACUCUUACUGAACAGUUGUUGUCAAUGGAUCUGGUAAGACCAUUGCUUGCAAUUAUUGUAGAGGUGCUUCAAUUGUCCUACGAUAGACCAGUUGAUGUAAGCAAUUAUCCAAAAAUAUCCUACAACCUUAUGGAUUAUGCUUCUCCACUUGACCGAACUCGUUGUCUAUGUACAUAUAUAUACUAUCAAUGCUUGCGACAUUUAUCUUCAGCAGUCCGUGGAUAUUGGUCGGAAAUAAAAAACAGAGCAUUUACAUACACAGUUGAAUCAUUUACUGAAUCGAAUGUGUCUCCAGUAUUGAUUUCUGCUUCACUGGAUGAUGUAGAAAACGCUAUAUCUUCGUCAACCUUUGAAACCUCCGGAGAUACUGUGGUAAAACUAAAUAGAAAUACAAAAGAAAUAUCUUUUAUAUAUCACGUUGAUGAGCACAAGCUUGAGAUGGCAAUCAGGAUACCUUUGGCCUACCCUCUUCAUCAAGUACAGGUAGAAGGAAUCGAAAGAGUUGGUGUGAAUGAGCGACAAUGGCGAGCAUGGAUUUUGGCUUCUCAAAGUAUAUUAACUUCCCAAAACGGAUCGAUAAUUGAUGCUUUGCAAUUGUUGAAGAGAAACAUUUCAAUGCAUUUUGAAGGUGUUGAAGAAUGUGCUAUCUGCUACUCUGUGUUAUCAGUUGAAAGAACACUGCCAAAUAAGCGCUGCAGCACUUGCAGACACAAGUUCCAUGCUUCUUGCUUAUACAAAUGGUUUAAGUCUUCAAAUGCUAGCCGGUGCCCAUUGUGCCGUAGUAGCUUUACCUUUGUGUAAAACAAGAUUGUUGCUAAUUCAUUGUCAUCUGUGUUCAAUAUAUUAUUAUUCAAUUAAAAUUAGAGGUUUUGCAUUACUUUUUUGAAUAAUGAAAUUAUACGUAUUGUUUAAGUGAUUUUUUGGGAAUUCUUUGUUUACUGUAAUAACAAGCAUGGAGCAAAUAAAGAAACACACAUAAGAUUAAUUUU